CAAGCUCUUUCGGGGGAGGAAAACAACAUGCUCGCGAUCUUCAUCUGACUUCCAGCGAACGCACUUCGCAAUCAACAACACCCCGUACUCAAUCGAUCGGGGCGCCCGUCAUGUCGCUGUUCGCAAAUCUUGGCAAGCCUUCCUCCAGCGCGCCCGCUUCUGGGAGUCUGUUUGGCAGUGCCGCACCGGCGAGCAGCGCACCAGCUUCUGGAGGCCUAUUCGGAAGCUUGGGAGGAAAUACAGCUCCGGCAUCAAAUGCACCGGCAUCUGGAGGGCUCUUUGGGAGUCUGGGAAGCACGACACAGACUUCGAACGCACCGGCAUCUGGAGGACUCUUUGCAAAUCUUGGUGCAGCUAAGUCGAGCGCUCCCUCGUCCGGAGGGCUCUUUGGAAGCUUAGGCACCUCCACGAGCGCCCCAGCUUCUGGAUCACUGUUUUCCGGUCUCGGUGGUGCGCAAUCCAGCACUGCGCCCACGUCAACACAGCCUGCCGCCAGCACUGGGCUGGGCGGAUCGCUGUUCGGAGCGUCUACUACGGCAACAAACCAGCAGCAAACGGGCCAGCCCUCACUCUUCUCCACAAGCACAGCACCGCAGCAGCAGCAGCAGCAGCAGCAACCAUCAGGAGGUCCGUUGUCGCAGUCUCAAGCAAACGCAAGUCGCUCCGCCCACUUCGAUCAUCUUCUGGAACGCGGGAGGAAGCGGAAUGCUGGGGAAGAUGGGCUUACAAACUUUGAGGAGCUGCCAACGUUGCAAUUGGGCCUGGGGGAUAUUGCUAGGAAGGUUCGGAAUCUGGGGACCGGGGGCCCAUCGGCGGAGAAAGCUCAGGAUAGGACUGCACACUUCCUUCUCUCUGCUUCGGGCGUUAAGCUAGGAAGUACGCUUCGCGACUUGAACCAGUUCAGUUCCCAGGCAGGCCUCAGCACUGCCGGGACGGCUGCGAAUCUGUUGGACACCGACGUUGACAGCUACCUCUCGAACCUGCAUUCCCAGUCUACAUUGGCAUUGAUCCAAGAGGGCCUCGAACAAUCUAAGAGAGACUUCGAUAAUUUCUUGGAGGAGAAUGUCCAGAUCGAAUGGGAUGCUCAGCGUAAGCGCAUCUAUGAGCACUUCGGCUUGGGUAGACACGAAGAGAUGGCUGCUUCGCAGAGCACGUUUGCGAGGACGGCUCGUGGUGCUUUUGGACGAUCAACGAGAAAAGGUCGAUCCAUGGGUCCUGGCGCAUCGACGAAUCAAGCGUCUUUUGGGGCCUCGCAAGCUGCCCCGGUUCUCGGCUCGGUCAAUUCUCCAUAUGGACAGAGCCGCAACGGCGCGGGUCAGCAGGAUAAGGCACUGGGAGGUGGUUAUGGAAAUGCUCCGGAUCGCUUCUUGCGUGAACGACAGGAGAAGUUCGCUGGGAAGGUCCGGGAGCUUAAUGUCAAGCGUCAGGAAGAGCAACCGUAUCCCUUGCUUCAGUCCUUCUACGAGGUGGAGCGAAGCUCCGAGAUUGAGAACCAGGAGCAUUUUUUGAAUGCGUACAAGGCGCUCAUGUCAAUCACCGGAGAGGCCGAGUUCCGGACGUCCAACAAGCGUGCCGAACGGUUCUUUGCGCAAGACUACCUCGAUGAGAAUCCCAACUCUGAACGUAGCAUCAAUAUCCGGAAACGCAUUCUGAACGGCUCUCGAGAGUUCCUAGAAAAGAAAUUCUUACAGGAGGCUAUGGAAGUCAUUGCAAAGCAGCCCGGGGAGGCUAGGCCCGGCGGCAUCCCGACCGUUAUCAACAAGAUCAAGGGCUACAUCCAGGUCAAGGUCAACUUCAAGGAGUUUGGUGAGACCGAGCACUUUGAGAAGAUUGGCGGCGGGGAAGAUGAGUUCCCCUGGGUCAUCAUGUUCUACCUACUCAGGGCUGGCUUGGUCAAGGACGCCGCGGCGUAUGUCAAGGAGAAGAAGAACUUCUUCCACAACAAGGACAGGAUCUUUGCUGCUGCAAUGGCACAUUAUGCCGAGGAUCCAGACCGACGUCUUACUCCAGAUCUGCAGCAAAAGGUCGCUCACGUACACGCUCAGCGCAACCGGAUCGCGCCGACUAGCGACCCAUACCGCACGGCUUGUUACAAGAUUGUCGGUCGUUGCGAGAUGACCCGUCGCAACCUAGAAUCUCUGUCGCAGACCAUGGACGACUGGGUAUGGCUCCAAUUCAACCUGGCAAGAGAAGGCAACCGCGCCGAGGAGAACGCGGGAGAGCUGUUCGGGUUGGACGAGAUACGCGCGAGUGUCGACGAGAUCGGUCAGCGGCACUUUGCCUCUUCCGCGGAGGCUUCAGGGGGUUACGGGGUAUACUUCUACCUUGCGACUCUUGCUGGCAUGUUCGAGCAGGCAAUCAAUUACUUGUAUUCGUAUAACCAUACGACGGCUGUGCAUUUUGCGAUAGCCUUGGCUUACUAUGGCCUUUUGCGAGUGUCGGAUUGGAGCAAGGCCGGAUCCGAGAUUCUGACCUUCACGCAGCGCCAACAGCCUGAGCUCAACUUUGGCAGAAUCGUAGGCACGUACACGGGAGACUUCCGCAUGGCCAGGGCCGACUCCGCGACGGAGUAUCUCGUCCUCAUCUGCCUCAACGCCGACCUCCCCGGCGACGCAGGCAAAGAACAAGCCAACCUGUGCCACGAAGCCUUGCGCGAGCUCGUCCUCGAAACGCGCGAAUUCUCCACCUUGCUAGGCGAUGUCAAGGCCAACGGGCACGCGACGCUGGGCCUCAUCCAGCAGCGUUUGCAGCUCAUCAAGCUCGAGGACGAAAACCAGCUUAUCAAGAGUAUCACCCAGGAGGCGGCGCGGACCGCUGAUGAUAACGGCCGCACCAACGACGCAGUCCUGCUCUGCCACUUGGCGGGUGAAUAUGACCUCGUCGUCGCCAUCCUCAAUCGCUCCCUCUCGGAAGCGCUGUCCGUCGACCUCGGCCAGGAACCGCUCCGUCUGGAGCCCCUGAAACAGCGACUCCCGGCGCCCGAUGCACAACAGAGCCAGAACUCGGAUCCAGCGUCCGCGGCGGGAAGUAUGCUGGGCACCGACGACCCGAUCGAGCUGGCGCGCCGCAUCAUCGAGUUGUACGAUAACAACAGUCUGUGGUGGAGGAGUGUGUCGCGGGGCAAUCGGGAGACGCUGGGGACGUUGUUCAGGCUGUGCGAGGUGAGGGCGUGUAUCGAGAGGGGCGAGUAUAUGAAGGCUUUGGACGAAAUUUCCACCCUCUCCCUCCUGCCCCUCACGGCCCGCGGCUCCCUCCCCCUGAUCCGCAAAUCCGCGACACACUUCUCCACACUGCCACCGGAGAUCGCGAGGAAUAUUGGCAACAUACUCCUCUGGUGCAUCAUGUGUUGCUCGCGCCACCGCGAGGUGCUGCUCCAGGGAAGCGCGUUCGUCGUGGAUGCCACGAGGCAGCGGUUGGCCGACGAGUUGGCGCAGAUGGCGAGGGAUCUCAUGGUUUUCGCCGGGUUGAUACGGUAUAAACUUCCCGGGAGGGUGUUUGAGGUGUUGGCUAGGGAGGGGGGUGUUGAGUAGGUGGCCGGGUGUGGAAGGGCUAAUGGGAUGGGGAGGAGGUAGUGUUUUGAGCGUUACCAAGAUGUGUAUUUGAGGGAUGGUAAUGAUAUUGAGCGGCUUUAGAAUUCGGUCUUGAUGCUUCCCGGUUGCUUUCAUUGGAGUGACUGCAUCAUUGUUGCCUUUGCCCCUUUCCUUCCUAGUCGGCCCAUGAAGUCAAGGGUGAAUAUUCACCAUUGGAUUGUCGACAGCAUUACAAACACGCACACACUAGUACACAGCACGGCCAUCGUCAUUCAUCAUUUCACAUUUUUCCUAUCUCC
Molecule: messenger RNA, 3829 nt
Organism: Westerdykella ornata
Lineage: Eukaryota; Fungi; Ascomycota; Dothideomycetes; Pleosporales; Sporormiaceae
Product: NIC-domain-containing protein
Exons: 3
Coding region: 111-3530 (1139 amino acids)
Biological process (GO): poly(A)+ mRNA export from nucleus; protein import into nucleus
Cellular component (GO): nuclear pore
Molecular function (GO): structural constituent of nuclear pore
Source: RefSeq, a predicted model, not a curated record